Molecule: messenger RNA, 990 nt
Organism: Diachasmimorpha longicaudata
Lineage: Eukaryota; Metazoa; Arthropoda; Insecta; Hymenoptera; Braconidae
Gene: Csl4
Product: exosome complex component CSL4
Exons: 7
Coding region: 262-942 (226 amino acids)
Biological process (GO): RNA processing
Cellular component (GO): nuclear exosome (RNase complex); cytoplasm
Molecular function (GO): RNA binding
Source: RefSeq, a predicted model, not a curated record
UAUCAGAAUCAUAUUCAUACCUGCAGUGUUCUCCAUAUAGAACAGCCAAUGUUUUUUGCAAUUCAGGCUCGGGAAUAUAAUUUUCAAGUGUUUCUCUCAGAUUAAAGUCUUCCAUCUUGAGGCUGCAAGUACGACUGACUGGUUCACGUUGUAACGAGAAGGGCGCUCACAUCGUUCGGUGUCAUUCGUUGUUUACAAAUGACACGUGCAUGACGAGAACUGUAUUUCCGACGAGAAAUAGAUGUUUAAUUGAGUGCAAGGAUGGGAGAGAAUCAAGGAGCUAUCAUUUGUGUUCCUGGCCAAAGGCUGUGCCCAGCAAACAAAACUAGUCUUCCUGGACCUGGGACUUACGAAUUGAAUGGAUAUAUUUAUGCCAAGUUAGCUGGGACUGUUGAAAUAUUGGAGGAUGAUAAUACUAAAACGAUAAUAGUUCAUGGUACAACAGAGCAGAGCAUCGUUCCAGCACCAGGUGACAUCGUCACAGCAAUGGUCACAGUGGUAAAUCAAAGAUUCUGUAAAUGCAUCAUGAAAUGCAUUGGAGACACUGUCUUGACAAGGCCUUACAGGGGAAUAUUGAGAAAAGAGGAUGUUAGGGCGACUGAGAAAGACAGAGUGGAGUUGUACAAGUCCUUUCGACCUGGAGAUAUAGUUCUUGCUCGGGUUAUGCCCAUGACUGAAGCCCAUACCUACUCAUUAAGUACAGCUGAAAAUGAAUUGGGUGUUGUCGUUGCUCACAGUGAGGAAGGUGUUUCCAUGAUACCCAUCAGCUGGACGGAGAUGCAGUGCCCGAAAACACUGACUAAAGAAUUCCGAAAAGUGGCCAAAGUUGUUCCUGAACAUAUUAUCACUGAAACUGGGGCGCCAUUUACUAUGAAUAAACACGUUUUGCCGCCUGAGAAACAAUGUAGUUAUGGCGCCUGCUCUUCUAACAACAUGUCAUAACAACUCUGAACUCUAACAAUUUCUCGCCGUUAAUAUUCAGUGACAAUA